CAGUGGGUGGCGAUAACGUGCAACAUUGCGCGCUUACAGCAGAGAGCGAACUAGCGAAGAAGAGAUUCAGGAGGGCCGUUUGAAAAGAUUCACAGAUCACACCGCUUGUAACAUUUAUAACGCUUGAAAACUAUACAUUUCAGUAUGAUUUAAUAAUAUUAAGAAUCACGAUGUUUUAGUCAUUAUGAGCAAAGAACCUCAAGUUCAAGAAAUGACAGGAGAUCUGCUUGGUGGUGUGAGGGGCCAAUCCUUCUACCUGCAUGAUGUGAAGAGACAUCAGUCUGCCACACUCACUGAUAUCAUCAUCCGUCUGGGAGGGAAAGUAGACAGUUUCCUCACUAAGGAUGUGAAUGUGGUUGUGACGGGCACUAAAGAAGCUCAUAGUGAUUUGCUGGUGAAUAGUUCAUGUACUGCAGGGGGGAAACAAUCUGGAACCCCCAAACCUCUGGUUUGUGGCAGUCGUGGAAGAGCGUUACUGGAAAAAGCCAUCCACAGCAAUGAGAAGUAUCAGAACAGUGUUCUGGCUAAUGCUCGCUCAUGGGGAGUCAAGGUCUACAAUGUAGAUGAAUUUCUAAAGUUUAUCUAUCAUCUGAAUCAGAAAAUGAGGACAGCGAAGAAAAAAAGAAGCAAACUAACAGCUCCUCAUGUGAAAGCUGGAGCCUUGAGGGGUCCUUAUCUGAAAGUGGAAGACUUCAGUCGGAAGUUCAGACCAUACUAUGCACAGAAUCUGAGUUUCCCGAUGAUGAGUUACUCAGGAAAAUAUAGCCCUUUUGAGCUUCGCAUUCCUCGGCAGGCUGGUAGAAGCAAGGAUGAAGAUCCCAGCAAAGACAAUUUCAGGAAGAAGGAAGAACCCACUAGCAGCUGCCAUAAGUUGCAGGUGCCACUUACAGCAAGUGCCACACCCAAAGGCCCAACUAAGAAAAGUUCAGGCUAUUGUGAAUGCUGCCACAUGCCCUACAAAGACCAGUAUGAGCACUUGGAAUCUGAGAUGCAUCGUUCUUUCAUUCAAAAUGACAGUAACUAUGCUGUAGUGGACCAACUAACGGCUGGCAUGCAUGCUAGUUUUGUUUAUAAUCGAGAAGUGGAUCCAACGCUAAUCAAGUCAUCAGCAGACUUCUUCCCAUUACAUUUGAAUCAUUUAACUGAGAUGGUUCAGAAUACUGUCAGUGAAGAUGAAAAAUCUCUGCAGACUCCACUGGUUGAAGACUGUGGUCAUCUACCUCCAAUUACUGACAUGUUUUCUUUAGCUUUAGACAACAGAGAAAUCUUUCCUGAUCCUAGCCACGGUCCAUCUGGACAGCGAAAUGCGUUCUCACAUCUUGAUACAAUUCAAAAUAACUGCUCUGAUCCUCUUGACAAUGACAAAUUAGGCCUUUACAUCAGCUGCACCACAAAGGUUCAAGACUUUCAAUCGGGUGUUCUCUGCAUGGAUAUAGUCCCACAUCACAUCUUCUCAAAAUCCCAGUCUAUAGAGAAGAAACUCAAAAGCCUCUCUUCUGUCACACCCUCAGAAACUCAAUCUAAAAUGCUCACCAUAAGCUCCCCCGGAGAUGACAAAAUCCCAUGUACCAUCUCUGGUGAUGACUAUGUCCCUGAAACUCAGGAUCGAUGUGAAAGGGGUAGUGGUCGACUUGUAUUGCAUAAUCCAGAGAGUCUUACAGUUGUUGUUUCUAACACAGUCUGCUCUCAAUAUCAAAACCAGAAUUGGGACCAAGAUUCAAAAAUAUGGUCAAACAGCCCUAAAAUGCAGCUAAAAUGUGGCCAGUUUGUGAUGGACAAUAGAAAGUUAUCUUCAACAAAACAGUCACUAAAAUUGGCCCAAGAUAUUGUUGGGUCUCCAGAGUUUGGCAUCUCUUACUUUUCAUUACCUCAUUUACUACCAUUUCCACAUUUGUCAGAUUACCCAUUUUCUAUAGUUAACUUAAAAAAGCGCUGUAGGUCCUUCACUCCAAGUCCAAAACUUGCCAAGAGAAGAAAGAUUAGCCAAAGCAAAAAGCCAAAGCUAUCCUGGGAUUGCAGACAGUACUCAUCUGUACUUUCUACCAUGUCAUGUUUACCAACCUCCAAAGUGGUUUUUGCAACAAAGCUGAAUAAUCGAACUGGAGGUGCCUUACUAGAAUCCCAUGAAUCAUCACUGAAAGAAUCAUCUUUUGCAAAACAGAUCCCAACGCAGCCUUCCCUAAAAUAUUUUACUCCUCCCAAUACCCACUAUUUGCCUCAAGUUGACCAAAAGGACAAUGACGGAAUUCAACCUCGUGUCCAUGUUGAGCAGUCGUAUGAAUUGUUUCCAAUCAAAGAUCCGGUGGAAUCCAGAGUAACCACUUACCCAUCUGAUUUGGAUCCCCCUCAGUUGGUUCCAUUUUUCCAUGAAGACCAUUGGCUCCAGCGCCAUCAAUAUCAUGAUCCUCCAGAACUGUUUCCUGAAGAUACCUCCCAUACAUCAGUCAGUAAAGCCUCAAACAGCUCAUUCCUGUCACAAUCCGCAGCCUCCGUUUGCAUUGAAUCUGCUCUCCUCCCUAACCUCACGUGGUCCACGGCAUCUUCAGAGUCAGAUUGGGACUCUGGACUCUUAUCGUGGCUUGCAACUGCAGUUCCUCUUCAGGCUAAAGGGGGUCAUGAUGACCUGGGUCUGUUACUACAAAAACCACACACUGGCAUGCAGGAUGGGAGCUAUACAUCACGGUUGUGCUCCAUACUGCAACCCUCUUGAUUGACAAUUUUUGGAAUGAUGUUGCACCAAUACACGCAAUAGGACAAUUGCGACUGUUGAUGAAUUCAAUCCUAAAGCAGUCGAUUCCUUCAUUCUCAGUAGUCCUCAUUUUUUCACUUCAACAAUUGAAUUAUGAUUUCUACCACCAUUAGUCGAGAAAUAAGACUUGUUGAGUGAAUUGUUGUGAAGUUUUGUAUUUCAUGUAGAACAUUUAUUUAUAGAGGUGGGCUUCUGCACACCGCUUUGCAGCUAAUGUGUUCCAAAUGUUCCUUCUGAUAAAGACUGUUGUGAUAAUGAAUCAGUCUUGUCUUAAAUCAAUAUUUAUACAUUUUUGUCAAGCACAUUGGAUAUUCCUUUCCACAGCAUUGUAUGUUUGUCUCCUAGUAUGCAAUAUCUACCAAAACCAACAACAUAGUUUUUCAUUAGUAUUUCGUGUUCUCCUCUUCGAAUGACCUCCAUGACUUCUCUUUUGGCUCUCUCUUUCCCUCUGUUUUGACCAUGACUUUUCAGCAGCAAUAUCCGGGAACAUGUGCUGGUAUUGAGACUUUAAUGAGGCUUUGCUGGAGGGGCAUUAUCCAAUUAGUUUAAGUGCUGUGCCUGGCUUCUCUCCAGUUUAGAGGCAGUGUUGAUGGUAGAACAAUGCUGCGGUGGUUUUUGAAGAACAUGCAGGGUAGGAUACGCUGUGAAGGCAGAAAUGUCCUGUGGUUCCAUGUAGGUCUUUGUGGUAUUUUGAGGUCAUUUUUAAAAAACCUUUCAGAUUUCCUGCAAAUGUGUAGUUGUAUGACUUGUACAAUGGACAGUGUUUUAAUUAUUUGAUGCUAAUUAUUGUUUUAGGGCAUCUUUUAAUGACAGAAUUAUGUGCAUUCCUAUUACAGAAGUUCUGAAGGGAGUAUGUAGAGCAUGUACCACUGCUGUCUCUGUAGUGUGACUAAAAUCUUGAGCUUAUACGAUUUUCCAUUAACACUGGAAAUUAGCCUUAUAAAGAGAGCCUUAGGGAAAUUGUACACGUUUUAAGACCCAAGUUCUACAAUAUUAUUUUGAUUAUUUUAUUAUGUACUAUUGUUUUGGUAUUUGUACAGUUUUAUAUUAAAAGCUGUUUACUCACAUUUUACGUGCUGAUUUAGCAGUAUUGAGUUUCAUGCAUUAUUAAAAUCAGACAAAAUGGUCAGUUUGUGUGCUUAUUUAUGUAAAACUAUGACUUGUGUUGAAUGAAGUUAUAAAAAUAUUCGCUAUAGUCUUUUUUUUGGUUCAGGUAGAUAUUGUUUGUUUAUUACAGGGUGUUUUUAUUAUGAAUGGGUGUGUGGAAGGAGCUUGAUCAUUUCUACUGUAACUUAUGCAAUUAUUAAAAUAAAUAAUCUUUAGAUAUUG
Molecule: messenger RNA, 4078 nt
Organism: Megalobrama amblycephala (Wuchang bream)
Lineage: Eukaryota; Metazoa; Chordata; Actinopteri; Cypriniformes; Xenocyprididae
Gene: dbf4b
Product: DBF4 zinc finger B
Exons: 12
Coding region: 185-2710 (841 amino acids)
Biological process (GO): positive regulation of nuclear cell cycle DNA replication; regulation of cell cycle phase transition
Cellular component (GO): Dbf4-dependent protein kinase complex; nucleus
Molecular function (GO): zinc ion binding; protein serine/threonine kinase activator activity; nucleic acid binding
Source: RefSeq, a predicted model, not a curated record